AAAGCGGGAGAUCCAGGGUCCAGACGAGAAAACUUUUGUUUAAUUAUUCAGAAAUUUCAGAGAUAUUCUUUCUCUUCUCGCUGAACAAACAGAUAUUUUCUUUCUCAUUUUCGCUAUCUGAUUGUCCGAACACAUUUCGUUGAGGUGAUUUCGAGUUUCGGAUUAUCUUCUCUUUCGAUGGCAGUCUCAGUUUCAGCUUCCAAGAUUGUUUGCUUGAACUCCGACCUUUCGACGCGGUUCGGAGUUGCUUCUGCAGCGGUAUCUCCUUCUUCGAUAAAACUAUCUUUUCUUUCAUCACUGCAAUUUCCUACACGGACUCGUCUUCUUCGAAAUGGAAGCGUUGGAGUUGUCACUUCCUUGCGGCCUCGGAUUCUUCCUCUGGUUAAGGCAAAGAAACAAACUUUUUCCACAUUUGAUGAUUUGCUUGCUAAUUCUGAAAAACCUGUGUUGGUUGACUUUUAUGCAACCUGGUGUGGUCCUUGUCAAUUCAUGGUUCCUGUACUUGACGAAGUAAGUACUCGGCUUAAAGAUGUCAUACAAGUAGCGAAGGUUGACACAGAAAAGUAUCCAAGCAUUGCUGACAAAUACAGAAUUGAAGCAUUGCCUACUUUCAUAAUCUUUAAGGAUGGAAAACCUUUUGAUCGUUUUGAGGGAGCAUUGACCGCAGAUCAGCUGAUUGAACGGGUAGAAUCCAGUCUCAAGGUUAAGCAAUAAUCAUACUUACUUAGCCUGUAGUGCUUUUCUGUAGCUUAGCAUGACUUUAUUAGGAUACUUGCUUAAGAGUAUCUCUAAGUAGCUUGAUGUCUAAUAGUCCUCAGUUUCGCUCCAAAAAUUCCAUAUCAAUGGUAUUUUUUGUGAAAAAUAUAUAUAUAUAUCUUCAGCUGCUGUGAAGACACAAGGAAAAAAUGGAUCUUGUCUGUUGCAAUAUCA
Prosopis cineraria is the source of this 930-nucleotide messenger RNA. RefSeq names its product thioredoxin Y1, chloroplastic-like. Gene Ontology annotation, molecular function: protein-disulfide reductase activity; oxidoreductase activity, acting on a sulfur group of donors, disulfide as acceptor. Gene Ontology annotation, cellular component: cytoplasm. The transcript is spliced from 4 exons. Lineage: Eukaryota; Viridiplantae; Streptophyta; Magnoliopsida; Fabales; Fabaceae. The coding region runs from base 178 to 714 and encodes 178 amino acids. The record is from RefSeq and is a predicted model, not a curated record.